Messenger RNA from Fibroporia radiculosa, 1380 nucleotides. RefSeq lists its product as uncharacterized. Gene Ontology annotation, molecular function: protein serine/threonine phosphatase activity. The record is from RefSeq and is a predicted model, not a curated record. The coding region runs from base 1 to 1380 and encodes 459 amino acids. Lineage: Eukaryota; Fungi; Basidiomycota; Agaricomycetes; Polyporales; Fibroporiaceae. The transcript has 4 exons.
AUGAAUUCGCUGACCUAUCUCUCUCGCCAAUUCGACGUGCUAGCUUCACCCCGCGCGCCACCAUCCACCCCAGUCUCAGAAUCUCCCCCGCCCCUCCCUGGAGACACAGACCAUGCGGACCCCAGGCGACUUCGGUCGUGGUCGACCAGGUCCCUCCGUGUUCCGCUUCCCACUGGCUCGUCUGGGCCAUGGUCUAUCAAGCGGUCCCUUUCGUCACCUGCAGAUGUCGCCGUCUCUGUCGACCAGCCCUUGCUCUAUCCAACAAGGAAUGCCCCUCUACCCCCUUCACGACCACCAUCUAAGCCCUCUUCGCGACGCCCCUCCUUCUCGUCAUCCGAGAGAGCAAUCCGGCCCAUAUCGGGCUCAAACUCAAUUCUCAGAAGCCUGUUCUUCACGCGUCUCGUAUUGUCCUUCUGGAACGCCAUCUGCUCUGCCUGGAGAUCGCUCACAGGGCAAUCGUCUGCACGCACGGUUGAUGAGGUAGCCGUAGAGGACGCCUCGGAGGAGGAAGAGAAGGAUACUGAAGACGAGAGUAAGGACGAGAGAUCUGUACCAUUAGACCAUCCACAGCGAAUUCCACCUCCAUUACCAUUAUUGCCAUUCCCUCCGCCAGACGCAUUGACACCUUCGUAUCCCAUAUCUCCCACUGUCAGUCACUCGCUUGCAGAUAUACCCUCAUCUGUGGAUUCCGAUUCGGCAUCUCAAUCCACUUCUACUGCCGCGAGUUCUCAACAACUUCCUUCCGCAUCGCGCUCAUCUACACCAGGCUCCGCAACGCAUAGAACGCCUGUGCAUUUGCAGAAGACUUUGGUGCUGGAUCUGGACGAAACGCUCAUUCACUCAACCUCUAGACCAAUAUCAUCCAUGUCGUCAAGCAGCUCAGGCUUGUUGGGCCUAAGUAUCUUUGGACGUCGUAAUAAAGGUGCAGGUCAUGUAGUCGAGGUGGUCCUUGGCGGACGCAGCACGCUCUACCAUGUGUACAAGCGGCCUUUCGUGGAUUACUUUCUCAGAAAGGUCUCAGGGUGGUAUACACUCGUGAUCUUCACGGCCUCAAUGCAAGAAUACGCCGAUCCUGUCAUAGAUUGGCUAGAUGCCGGAAGAGGGAUAUUGACUCGCCGCCUAUUCAGAGAGUCGUGUACUCAACUCCCAAGUGGAUCUUACACCAAGGAUCUAUCAGUCGUGGAGACGGACCUUGCGAGGGUGUGUUUAAUCGAUAAUUCUCCCAUUUGUUAUAGUGUAAAUGAAGCCAAUGGCAUACCCAUAGAAGGUUGGACCCAUGAUCCUCACGACGAAGCGCUGCUGGACUUGUUACCAGUGCUCGACUCAUUACGCUUCACCAAGGACGUCCGACGAGUUCUUGGCAUUCGUGGCUUUUCAUGA